Molecule: messenger RNA, 924 nt
Organism: Candidula unifasciata
Lineage: Eukaryota; Metazoa; Mollusca; Gastropoda; Stylommatophora; Geomitridae
Source: the annotation of a GenBank genome assembly
AUGUUGUCCGUCAAGAAAAUGUCGCUUUAUCGUCCCUCAUUGGAGGAGGUUGCAGAGGUGUUGAGAAAUGGACUGUCCAAAAACUUCAGCUCCAGUGAAGUGUCAGUUGUUGACUGUCCAAAUCUUACACAGGCUCCAUUUGAUCUGGCUGCCGAAGGUCUGGGCGGACAACCUCGUAUUGUGGACAUUGGAGGUCCUGACUACUUGAAGCCAUGGCCACAAAAAAACAAACUCUAUGACUUCCAGACGGUAGCCAAUCUGGCAGAACUGCCUGAAGCAUUUAUUAUUGGAGCAGGUGCUGGCCCGCACCACAAGGUCGGGGUCAACUGUGAACUCGUCUGCAAUGUCAAAUUAGGCGAGAAUGCCAGUAACAAAACCCAUAUUGCCAAAGUGAAUGUAGCAGAUGGUCAGUACAUACUAGAGAAGGAAACAUCUGGAGAGUUUAGCCUGAUGGGCAACUUCCUGCUCAGCGAAGGCAAGCCCGGACAGGUUCUGGAAAUCAAAGCAAGAAACAGAACUGGGGAUGAGAAUUUUGUCAGUUGUAUUCACAAAACAUUGACGGAGCAAUACGGUGAAAAAGCAGUUGGAAUAGCUGGGACAUUCUUGCUUCAGACUGGAAAAGCCAAUAUUCACGUCAUGCCGGACUUUGCAACAACAAAGAUUGAGACAGACGAAGAGACUGACCGGUGGUUGCGAUUCUACGAGAUGGACGCCCCAUUGAUCCAUGUCGGGGAGAUUGUGUCUGCUGACCCUGAGAAGCUACAUCUUCGACAAGAACAUUUUCACUGCUUCAGUGAUCACGGCCAGGGUGGGCACUACCACUACGACACCACGCCAGAUAAUGCCUCAUACCUGGCCUACUUCAACCUGGCAGAUGCUGUCUACAGAAUUGACUUGCCUGAAAACCAAAAUUUUGUCUUUUAA